AUGGAGCGGUUUGUGCCGGCGGAUCGGUCUCUGUCCGCCUGCGGGCGCCUCUGUUACGCCACGGGACACUUUCUCAACGACCUGUGCGCCUCCAUGUGGUUCACCUACUUGCUGGUCUACCUGCACUCCGUGCUCGGACUGCGGAGCACCUACGCGGGCGUGCUGCUGCUGAUUGGCCAAGUGGCGGACGGGAUUUGCACCCCUCUGGUUGGCUAUGAGUCAGACAGGACAGAGGGACUCCUGAAACACGGCAAGAGAAAAAGCUGGCAUCUUCUGGGCAAGUACCAAAGAAAAUUGUUAAGAACCAUCUGCGUCCUCGUGUCUUUCCCCUUCAUUUUCACGCCCUGCCUGGCGUGCACGGACAGGACCCCCCAGUGGGCGCAAAUCGUGUACUUCGCCCCUUUCGUCGUGCUCUUCCAGUUCGGCUGGGCGGCCACGCAGAUCUCGCAUCUGUCUCUCAUCCCCGAGCUGGUGUCCCGGGACAGCGCCAAGGUGGAGCUCACCGCCUACAGGUAUGCCUUCAGCGUGGUGGCUAACGUCACAGUGUACGCCGUGGCGUGGCUGCUCUUCCACCUGCAGUCCCGGGGCGGCGUGGACCCCUCCCUCUCGGACAGCCUGGGCCCGGCGGACGCCGCCCUGUUCAGGACGCUGGCCCUCGCUGUGCUCGCCGUCGGGGCUUUGUUCUCCUUGAUAUUCCACGUUGGCACAAAAGAGGAUCCGUCUGCAUCAGGAAGAGGGGACCGGCCAACGCCGUCCGCCUCCACGCCGGAGUCUGACGCUCCUGCCGUGUUUCAGUGGAAGCACUGGUUGAAGGAACCGGCCUUCUACCAGAUGGCUUUUCUCUACAUGUGCACCAGACUCAUUGUGAACUUGUCUCAGACGUACAUCUCAGUUUACCUCACCUACUCACUCAUGCUGUCAAAGAACUUCAUUGCCAUCAUACCUCUAGUGACGUACAUCAGUGGCUUUGCGUGCUCGUUGGCCAUGAAACCAGUGAGCAGACUUAUAGGCAUCAGUCAAAGUGGAGCUUUUGUUUACGGGUCGAUGAGCCUGACGGAUAAAGUGGCUAACGGUGUGGGAGUCAUGCUCAUUCAGAGCAUCUGGCCCUGCAGAACAGAGUCGAGCUGCCCAGACUGUGUUUGGUUUUAUCGGGACGUCAUGGCGACUGUAACCGGGGGCGUUGCUGUGGUUGCUACCCUUUGCCUGGUCACACUUCUCGUCUGGCCAGUCAGAAUAAGGAACUAUUACAUUUUGAACUCAAGGACUCAAGGAUAAAAACGUUUCUUAACUUAGAUUUUUAACUUCAAUUUGACCUAAUUUCCUUUGGCUGAUUCAUUUCCCCCCUACCUGCUGAUUGUUGUUGUAGAGGAGUGCCUGUACAGAUAUUAAAACCAUGCCACCAUCUAGUGCAUUAAUAUGUAACUACACUGCUUUGAAGAAAAAGCGCAGAAACAGAGAAUACCGCUCAGACCGCUAAACUUACAACUCUUACACCAAACUUGUGGUUUAAAACAGAGAUUAUGGAGAAAUGUUACAAUUGGGGAACAUAAAGACUGAUACCGAAAAGAAAAGUGAACAUGGUUUGAUGGUUGUAAUAAUUUGUUGUAUUUAAAAAAAGAAUUCUUUGCACAUUUUACAAAAUAUUAAUUCAUAUUAAUUUUGUAUAUCUAGUUGUGUCCUUAUCUGAUGUUUUAUUUGCUUACAGGCCUUAUGAUCAUUUCUGAGAAAUAAUUUAUUUAUUUAAUAAAUUGGUAAGCAUCUCACAAAUAUGGUUCCAAAUUCUCCUGUCAUGAAAAUGGACAGAAAUCUUCCAAAGAUUGUUUCAUGUUCCCAUUUCCUUUAAAUAAGUCAGUGCUAGCUGCAGUUGUUUUUCACUGUUAAGCUGUGAUUUGUCCUCGUGAUAUCUCUGUGCUGAGAGUGUCGCUGUGAUAUUGCUCUGGUUUGCUGCCUCAUUCUUCUAAUUUUAAGCUCGUGAACAGCUUUAUCUCUGCAGCAAAUUAAAUAAAUAAAUCUUUACUAAACACAGUUAUUGGGGACAGUAAAGUGAAAAAUGAAGGUUAGAGGGUCUUAUGGAGGAGUUAGGAGCCGAAUUCAUUGUCUACAAUAAAAUGAAAUAAAUGACAUUGCCAUGUUGAUGGGUUACGGAGAGAAAGAGAUUAGUGAGAGAAAAGUUGGAUUUAGGACCAAUGAGAAAAGAAAAGAUUAGGCAGUUGCAGCAAGGUUGGGUGAGUAUGGAAAAAAAAACAACUUUCAGUUCCAUUUUCUUUGUAUGUGUUAAAAAUAAGUUUGUCAACUUAUCGGUGGGAAAUAAUGACUGAAGCAUUCUGAAUUUGGCAAGUUUAAAGAAAAAUAUCAAAUUUUACUUAUCUAUAUUUUGAUAUAUAUGAAUGUAUGGACAAUCCUUAAAUAUGUUUUGUUGUACUAGAUUUUGCUUGAAUAAAA
Molecule: messenger RNA, 2442 nt
Organism: Menidia menidia (Atlantic silverside)
Lineage: Eukaryota; Metazoa; Chordata; Actinopteri; Atheriniformes; Atherinopsidae
Source: the annotation of a GenBank genome assembly